Messenger RNA from Quercus robur (English oak), 1439 nucleotides. Its product is annotated as GDSL esterase/lipase At5g55050-like. The record is from RefSeq and is a predicted model, not a curated record. The transcript has 5 exons. Lineage: Eukaryota; Viridiplantae; Streptophyta; Magnoliopsida; Fagales; Fagaceae. Gene Ontology annotation, molecular function: hydrolase activity, acting on ester bonds. The coding region runs from base 60 to 1130 and encodes 356 amino acids.
ACCAAAAUUCAUUUGAGAGAGAGAGAGAGAGAGAGAGAGAGUUCUGUUGCACUCAUACAAUGGCUCACAAUGUUUUGCUUCUCUUUCUCUCUUCCUUUAUUUUGAGCUUCAAUUUCUUGGAGGCUCAGAUGGUUCCAGCCGUAUUUGUGUUUGGGGAUUCUCUUGUAGAUGUUGGAAACAACAACCACCUAAAGCUUUCUCUUGCCAAAGCUGAUUUUCCACACAACGGUGUCGACUUUCCCACCAAAAAACCAACUGGAAGGUUUACUAAUGGCAAGAAUGCUGCGGAUUUCCUUGCUGAGAAAGUGGGUCUGCCAACUUCACCACCAUAUCUAUCAUUGGCAUCAAACAAUGGAUCAUUUUUAACUGGUGUUAGCUUUGCAUCUGGAGGUGCUGGAAUCUUUGAUGGCACAGAUGAACGAUAUCGCCAGUCACUUCCUUUGACCAAACAAGUCGACUACUAUUCAACAGUGAUUGAAAAGUUGAAUCAACAGCUAGGAUCCUCUGGUGCACAAAAGCUUUUAUCCAAAUCUCUUAUUGCCGUUGUCAUUGGAAGCAAUGAUAUCUUCGGCUACUUCGACUCUUCUGCUCUUCGCAAGAAGAACACACCACAACAGUACGUGGACUUGAUGGCUACCACACUAAAAGUUCAGUUACAGCGUAUAUACAAUGGUGGUGCACGCAAAUUUGUGAUUACUGGGAUUGGGCCAAUCGGCUGCUGCCCUUCACUAAGGAAUAAGAACAAAACGGAUGAAUGCAGUGAAGAAACAAACUACUGGUCUGCCAAAUACAAUGAAGGCCUUAAGUCAAUGUUGCAGAAAUUGAAAUCAGAGUUCAAGGACAUUAACUACUCCUACUUUGAUACAUACAGUGUCUUGCUAAGCCUCAUUCAGAAUCCAACAGCUUAUGGAUUUGCAGAGGUUAAAGCCGCAUGCUGCGGGCUAGGGAAUCUUAAUGCCAAGGUUGCUUGCGUGCCGAUUGCAAAAUAUUGCUCCAACAGAAGAGAUCAUGUCUUUUGGGAUUUAUACCAUCCUACAGAGGCAGCUCAUCGCAUCCUUCUAGAUGACAUUUUUAAUGGUUCUUCACAAUACACAUUCCCCAUGAAUGUGAAACAGCUAAUUGCAGUUUAGGCUCAGCAACCCGGAAAGCCCCUACAUAAUGCUACAUUCAUGAUGCAGAAGUGUGAGAUUCUCACAGGGGCCUAAAUUAUCAAAGAGCAAUAUAGAAUUCAUCAGGUGUUGAAGCCAUUUGGCUGCAAGAAAGCUACAACUUAUUACGUAGCCUAGUAGAAAAAAGAAAUCUGGAAAAAAAAAAUUUUUGAGGGCUUAGGUCUUUUGAUACAUAUUUCAAGGAUACAACUGUAGCCAAAAUAAAAAAUUUAUACAUUAUGCAAUAGUAGGGGCAAUGGCAUGCAUUAUGCAUAUCCUCUGUUCCUCUUA